Molecule: messenger RNA, 774 nt
Organism: Epinephelus lanceolatus (giant grouper)
Lineage: Eukaryota; Metazoa; Chordata; Actinopteri; Perciformes; Serranidae
Product: CD59 glycoprotein-like
Source: RefSeq, a predicted model, not a curated record
UGCAGUAUCACUGCUGCUGCUGCUGCUGCUGCUGGGUGAGUGUGCAAGCCGUGCCGAGGUGAAGAUGAAGCGCUCCCUGGGGAUCUGUCUGGUGAUCUGCUCCGCUCUGAUCGGACUGGGAUCGGCCAUCCGGUGUUACAGCUGUAAGGACUACACAGCCAGCUGCACCAAACAACGAGAGUGUAGCUAUGACGACGCCUGUCUCACACUCACCGAGAGAGGUGGAAUGACUUACCGUCAGUGUCUGAAGUACUCAGACUGUGAGUACGGCCGACUGUCCCAAAUGUUCCCCCAGGUCUCCAGUUUCACCUUCAAGUGCUGCAACUCAGAUCUGUGUAACUCCGCCCCCUCCUCUGCAUCGAUGUCUGUGAUUGGUCUUCUGGCCUCAGCGGCAGUCAUGUGGUGGUGUGUCCACUGAAGAGCCGCCCUGUGGCCGAAACAUGUAACAACAGCUUCUCUAACAGUCGAUCAAAGAUCAAUACAUCCAGUCACCUAAUCAAUACACCCAGUCAUCUGAUCAAUAUCUAUCUGUAAAGACAGAUUCAGGUGCUGAUCGAUCGAUCAUUAGAAGCUUUAACUGAUCAUUUAUACACUGUAAAGAAUCUACUGAUCAGGUUAAUUUGAUCGAUCAAUAAGACGUUUCCAUGGUAACACAGCUGUUGACAGGAAGCUGCCCCUCUAACCACAGACCCUUUCAAAAUAAAGUGUAACUGAAAACGAUCUGAAGUUGCUUCAUUAACUGUCAGUUUAAUCAAUAAACAGUGACGAACCCUA